This is a messenger RNA of Polychytrium aggregatum, 1255 nucleotides long. RefSeq lists its product as uncharacterized. The transcript has 4 exons. NCBI's taxonomy places the organism in Eukaryota, Fungi, Chytridiomycota, Chytridiomycetes, Polychytriales. The coding region runs from base 83 to 1081 and encodes 332 amino acids. The record is from RefSeq and is a predicted model, not a curated record.
AGGUUUGUGUUAUGCCAACCCAAGCUGAACCUUGCACUGAGGGGUACAGCCAUAGCGACAGAGCUUCGUCGUGCCCCAGUUGAUGGAGGCAGCACUAUCGCUUCUUUACUACCUACUAUCAACAGAUCACGGCGCUGUCACCACCAUGCUGGCGACGCCGGAGAGGUCACUGCAGUGGGACUUGGAAGCAUCCGACUCUGUUUCGCCGUCAAUGACGCUUGAGAGCGCACUCUACCAUCUCUUCCAAGUCGCGCACAUUGUCAACCGCAAAGAGCAUGUCGAAGCGAUGCAAGCCCCCGACAUCAUACCUCUCACCCGCAUUUUUGAGCAAUGUUUUUCCAGAGACACAAGCUCGGCCACGAUAUUUGCGCCAGUCUCACGCCAGUGCAUGCUUCCGAAGCAUCUUUCUGGCUGGCAGCUUCGCUCUGUCGGAAACGAGCUCCUUUCAAAUGUGCUACUUACAUUGCAUCAGUUUCCGACGCUUUCGUACAACAGCCAAGUGCUGCUGACAAGCUCUAUUCUCGUGAUUGCUCGGCUUCGGCUGGGUCGAGAACGCUCAAGGACAUCGAGUCAGACAUCGCUUUGCCAGAAGCAGAGCCGCGAAGCCAAGACACCAUUGAUAGACCCAUAUAUUUGCAACCUGAUAUGUACCUUGGAGAUGAUUCAUGAAAAGUUCACCGUCUACAUCAUCGAAGACAACAUAUUGGAUGUUCAAGCCAAGAUGGAGAGAAUCAAGAGCGAUAUCGGCUCUGGGCCCAUCAACAGCCGCCAACCGACCGAGAGACAGCAUAGUCGGAAAGGAGAUGCGCCGCAUUUGUCGGCCCUGCCCACCGUUCGACCGUCGGACCUGCAGAGUUCCGAGACGAGACAGCCACCUCGACCGGUGGUGCCGACACCUUCGGGCCGUGGCCGGCGCUCCUCGUUCUUUGUCCGUCGCCCGCCUCGUACCCACGAAAACGAAACCAAGGUCCUGCGCUCAUGUUUGGUCCUCCGUGAGUUUGCCGUUGAGCUUUCGGAAGUUCUGUUCAUCAAUCAGCGAGCCAGCAACUUCAUGCCGGAGGACGAUUCGGUUGAUUGGUAGGCUGUGACUGUAGUAUCGAAAGUUGGUUGGUCCAGCCCGAAGCGCCCGUGCUCGACUCUUCCGGGCAAAGCGAGGUGCGAAGGAGCGUCUGGCCCAUCACCCUGAUUACUCCACGACGUCACCAAUGAGAAAUUAAGACAGGUGGUAUUCGCUCUUAUGAAAAUAGAACUCGUG